This is a messenger RNA of Closterium sp. Yama58-4, 1701 nucleotides long. The record is from the annotation of a GenBank genome assembly. Lineage: Eukaryota; Viridiplantae; Streptophyta; Zygnematophyceae; Desmidiales; Closteriaceae.
AUGGGCGAGGGCGCGAACAAGGGCGAGAAGAAUGGCGAGGCCGAGGGUGAGGAGGAGGGCAAGAAUAAUGGCGCGGCCAAGGGCAUGGGCAAGGACGAAGGCGAGGGCGAGGGCGAAGGAGAGGGCGAAGGCGAGGGCGAAGGCGAGGGCGAAGGUGACGGCGACUGGUAUGGGGAAGAGGGCGACAACGAGGGCGAAUACGAGGAUGAUGGCGAAGAGGAGUGGGAGGGCGGGAGGGUGGGUACGAGGAGGGCCACCGUGGUGGGUAUGGGGAGGGUGAGGGCGGUGGAGAGGGUGAGGGCGAAGGGGAGGGCGGACGCGAGGGCGAAGAGGAGGCCGAGGGAGCUGAGCGUGGUGAACGGCACGGGGUUGCGGUUGGCAGCAGGAAGUUUGGAGCACCAGUUGACGCUGCUCAUCAAGCUCCGCAGUUUCGCGCCGCUGGAAACCGCGGAUUCGUCUGCCACUGCUCUUAGGAGGUUGGCGGACAUGGAGAGGCGUGCUGAGAAGGAUCUCACGGAUGCUGUGCAUGAGUUCGCGGCUGGCAUCACUGGAGGUCGUUCUGCUGGUGCAGGCGCUGGCGGGACACUGGUCGUGCCGCUUAUCGGGGGAGCGGACGGCACAGAUCCUGACGAGACCGAGGCCACGAAGGCAACCCUGGCGUUCAUGGCAAGACUCAAGGGUGGGAAGGGGACUGCAAAGGUUCCCACGAAGGAUAAGGGCCCCGCGAAGGAUAAGGAAGCCGCGAAGGAAAAGGGACCCGCGAAGGAAAAGGGAUCCGCGAAGGAAAAGGGAGCCGCGAAGGACAAGGAGCUCGGAGUCGGCAUUCGGGUGAACGCGAAAGGAACGGCGUGGACGCUGGAAUUGCACUACCAGAACUUGCGCUGGUAUUUUGGCAGUUUCAACGCACUGGCAAAGGCGCGAUAUACUGCCGCGGUUUUACAGACCGUGUGGCACAAGAAGGUUCCGAGCGACAAGAUGGUCUUGUCGGAGGCGGAAGAGGAGAAAUGGACCGCGGAUCUGGAUGUUGCGCGUCUUUUGCAUCCGGGUGUUCGCGGUAAUUUCCCGUUCGAUGCCUCUGUCCACUGCAGGAUGCGAAGCAUCUUUUCGCGUUUCAGGGAAGCAGCGGAUGGACUGGACGACCUGAUUGACGAGGUCAAGGCCUCAAUUGCGCUGGGCCUCGAGGUGGAAGCGGACGAGCAUUACGCGAAAUUGAAGUUUCCAGAGGGUGCUCUUGCCGGUUCCGUGGCGUUUACGGUCACGUUCCUGUGGCUAGUCUCCAAAGGACAUGAUCGCGGAUUCGCUGACACGGAAGCGAAACGCGCUGCAGAGAAGGCUGGAGCACCGGCCCUGAGCGUGGAGCUAAUCUUGGCAGCGUGGCUGAACAUUAUCGUGGCUCUGAAGUCAAGCGACGAUGCGGACGACGUGGAGAAGCAGGUGGUGGCCGCUUUCAAGGGUGCGAAGAACAAGAGUUUGGAGCCCCUCGUGCACGAGAUGGUCGACGUAGUGAGCACGUGGUGUUACGAUCCCGAGGCAGCAGCGAAGUUGAGGGGUGUCGGCCUGUUUUUGGAGUGCAACGAUGAUCGCGCCAAAGCAAGGAGCCAGCCCAGCUCGCGUUGGUGUGCGAAGAAGCCGUCCCAGCCAUCUCCGCCAUCCCCAGAAAAUGCCCACGAAGUUGAGGAGAUUUCCGAUGAUGACGAGUAA